This is a messenger RNA of Cottoperca gobio, 4322 nucleotides long. RefSeq names its product SLIT and NTRK-like family, member 2 (gene slitrk2). Gene Ontology annotation, cellular component: glutamatergic synapse. Gene Ontology annotation, biological process: axonogenesis; positive regulation of synapse assembly. The coding region runs from base 783 to 3446 and encodes 887 amino acids. The record is from RefSeq and is a predicted model, not a curated record. Gene Ontology annotation, molecular function: protein binding. Lineage: Eukaryota; Metazoa; Chordata; Actinopteri; Perciformes; Bovichtidae. The transcript has a single exon.
GAGGAGGACCGUCGGCAUGCCUCAGCUCCAGGAUUAUAUAUCUCCCCUCACUUUCUCUCUCUCAGGCGCGCUGCUUUUUCCUCUUCUUUUCUCCCGUAGAGUUCACUUUUUCCCGUCUCCUUUCUUUCGGACAAGGCGUUAAGGAAAACCAGCCGUGCGUCAUGGUGCGUCUUAGCGCAUUAUUUCUGGAUCUUUAAAAAAAGAAAAAGUGAUUUAUUUUGCCUGGACUAAAAUGAAGUGCUGUUUCUGUUUGAAGGAGAAGAGAGGCAGCGUUUGGCAGCCCGUGUCUCUCUCUGAAUAUUUGGCUGCAGCUGCUGGUGAUCUCUGUGAAGCCACUGAAUAAAUCGGCGCUCUCUAUAAGGAAAACUGGGUUCCAGUAAGCGGCUUUUUCCUCCUUCCGAUUCCCCUCUGUCUCUGACAAUGUGCCAAGUCCAUCCACCAAACAGAAUCCCGUUGAUUUGUCAUGGUUUCGCUAUUUUUCUUUUCCAUAAUUGAUUUUUUUUGGGCUGCAUUUUGGAUUUUUUGGGAUUUCACAGGCCCGUUUUAACAUCAAAUAACGGCGGUGCGCGCUUGUGUGUGUGAGUGAGUGUUUGUGUGUGUGUGUGUGUGUGUGUGUGUGUGUGUGUGUGUGUGUGUGUGUGUGUGUGUGUGAGCGCCUCUACCUCCUUUCCCCCCUCUCCCUGCUCUGAGAACUCACCCUGUGAUUUUUUUUUCCAUCCAAGGCUUACGCUGCAAAGUUAAAUGCUGGAUCUAUAUUUCAGCGACCAUUUUUGGCUGUAAAAAUGCUGAGCGGCGUCCUCUUGCUGAGCGUCCUCACGGUCACCAGCCUGUCACCGUCCGAAACGGAGAGCCGCAAAACUUCAGCCUCCAAAGAAAUCUGCAAGACCCGCUGCACCUGCGAGGAGCGGGAGAACAUUCUGAACAUCAACUGUGAGAAUAAAGGAUUUACCACUAUCAGUCAGUUCCAGGCGCCCCCAAAUAAAAUCUCCCAGUUUUUUCUAAAUGGAAACUUCCUGUCACGGCUUAGCCCCAAUGAGUUCGUCAAUUACGGCAAUGUUACCUCAUUGCAUCUGGGGAAUAACGGCUUGCAGGAGAUACGAACAGGUGCUUUUAACGGGCUGCGCUUCCUGAAGCGUCUCCACUUGAACAAUAACAACCUGGAGGUGAUUAAAGAGGACACCUUUGCAGGACUGGAGAGUUUGGAGUAUUUACAGGCAGACUAUAAUUAUAUCAGCACCAUAGAGCCAGGUGCUUUCAGUAAACUGAAUAAGCUCAAAGUGUUGAUCCUAAAUGACAACCUGCUGUUGUCUUUGCCUCCCAAUAUUUUCCGGUUUGUGCUCCUCACCCACUUGGAUUUACGUGGCAACCGACUCAAGAAUCUGCCGUUUGCCGGGGUUUUAGAGCACAUAGGUGGCAUCAUGGAGAUCCAGCUGGAGGAGAACCCGUGGAAUUGCACCUGCGAUCUGAUUCCCCUCAAAUCCUGGUUGGACACUAUUUCAGUCUUUGUGGGGGACAUAGUGUGUGAGACGCCAUUUAGGCUGCACGGUAAAGACAUCACGCAGCUCAUAAAGCAGGAUCUGUGCCCACGCAGGAAUGCUGGUGAGCGUGUGCACCCCCCCUCUGACUCUCACUUUCAAGGGGCCCUGCCCCCGACCUACCAACCAGGCAUUAUCACCCCCACCCGUGUACCGAAAGCCUCCCGCCCACCCAAAAUGCGCUACAGGCCCACCCCUCGCAUCACAAAGGACAAACAUGUUUUUGGGCCUAUAAUGGUUUACCAGACGCGCUCCCCUGUGCCCAUGUUAUGUCCCAGUGUGUGCGUGUGCACGUCACAAAACCCUGACAGCGGAUUGAACAUCAAUUGCCAAGAGCGAAAGUUGCAUAACGUCAGUGAGCUGAACCCCAAGCCGUCCUACCCAAAGAAACUCCACCUGACCGGUAACUACUUACAAAUGAUUUACACAACUGAUCUUACUGAGUACAGCUCACUGGAGCUGCUUCAUUUAGGAAAUAAUAGGAUAGCAGUGAUUCAGGAAGGAGCAUUUGAGAAUCUAACAAACCUGAGACGGCUCUAUCUGAAUGGGAAUUACAUUGAAUCACUUUCUCGAUCGCUCUUCCUUGGCCUGCAGUCACUCCAGUAUUUGUAUUUGGAAUAUAACAUCAUCAAAGACAUUUUACCACAAACAUUUAACUCUUUGCAUAACCUUCAGCUGCUUUUUCUCAACAACAACCUGUUAAGAUCGCUCCCUGACAACGUUUUUGGUGGCACCAUGCUAACGCGACUCAACUUGAGGAAUAACCAUUUCUCCUACCUGGCAGUUCGAGGGGUUCUAGAUCAGCUUUCAGCAUUCAUCCAGAUCGACCUACAGGAGAACCCCUGGGACUGCACUUGUGACAUCGUGGCGCUCAAAAACUGGAUGGAGCUGUCCAGUACCAGCGUAGUGGUUAACGAGAUCACUUGUGAUUCGCCCUCUAAACACGCAGGUCGUCUGCUGCGCUCGCUUCGCAACGAGGCCAUCUGCCCCGAGCCCAGCGAGGCGCCCCCGCCACAACAAGCACCCCCAACAACAGCCCCAACAUUAAUAAGCCCUGGCACUGAGGCCAGCUCCCCUUCCUCCUCUUCUUUUAGCUCAGUCAGCCCCACUGAAUCCCGAUUCCACACUCCCGAGUUACACCCCGAGGUCCCACUUUCAGUCCUGAUUCUUGGGCUUCUUGUUGUUUUCAUCCUGUCAGUCUGCUUUGGCGCAGGCCUCUUUGUUUUUGUUCUGAAGCGUCGCAAAGGAGUGGAACAUGUCCCCACAGGCACUAACAACAUCGAUCUCAACUCGUUUCAAGUGCAAUAUGGCUCCUACGCUCCUGAACCAACCCAAGACAAAACCUCUGAAAGCCACGUUUAUAACUACAUCCCCCCAUCUGUGGGCUCCAUGUGCCAAAACCCUAUUUACAUGCAGAAGGACGGCGAACAGGUGGCGUACUACCGCAACCUGAAGGAGCUUAGCUUUGGGCCCCUGGACGUAAAAAAGGAUGUCCUCACCCGCAGCCCAGGGGCCUACACUAUCAGCACAAUGGAUUUUAUGGAUAAAUCUCCAACAUCAUGCAGUUUGACCACCCCGGAACCUCCGGAGAUGUUGUAUCAAAAUUUAGGUGAGAGGCCCCACAAAGAGCUUCCCUCGGCUGCAGGCGUCCCUCCUUUCCAUUACAACUUUUGCACUUUACCUAAGAGACCUUGCAUUGUGCCCCCCUACGAGGCUGCAACAGCCCGGCGGCAUAUCACCAACCAGGACAGGUUGAACAAAACAGUGCUGUAUGGGACCCCUAGGAAAUACUACGGGGCUGAACAUCUUUCCAAAAACAACGAGCACCCGCUUCUGCUCCCUGGGAAGCUAAAAGCAGAACCAGACUACCUGGAGGUUCUGGAGAAACAGACUGCGAUGAGCCAACUGUAAGAUAGCAACAAUGCCCCCCGCCCCCCAGGUUCUGUGCAGCAUUCAUAAUAAUCACGCAGUUACUGUAAUAAUAGCCCUCUCUAUAUAUCUAUCUUAUCUAUCUGUGUUCAAUCCUACAUGAUUGACUGGAAGCGAAUCCUUUGACGAUCUUUCUUCUCUCUUCCUUUUCUUCUCUUUCUUUCUUUUCAAGAUGUAUAAAAAGGAGUAUAAGAAUUAUAUUAUUAUGCAGUUCUAUAUUUUCUCCGGGAAGGUAUAAAUUAUUUCUUCUUUUUGGAAAAAGUAAAUUCCAAAAGACUUUGAUGACGGCAGGUAUACAAUGGGCAGGUCUGUAUUCAAAUACGGCUUUGUGUUUUUUCAUAAAACUGUAUUUUAUUUUCCCUGUGAUAAACAGAAAACGUAUGAAAUAAUUAUUGUUUGUAGAAGAGGACAUGCUACAGAUUGACAUUCCUGUAUAUACUUAGCAGACACAGAUAAAUGGUGAGUGUUAAACCAUACAAAAGAGAACCUUUUCAAAAUCGAACAAGCGGCAAAAUCUUACUCUACUUACUCCAGAAAGUGCCUUUGCACUCAACUAUUUUAUCAACAAUGCUCUCUGCGAAAUGGAAAUGUUCCUCUUUUGAAAGUGCUGUAUUUUAAAGAAUCAAAUCUUUAUGUAAAAUAGAAGACUUAUUUGUCUGUUUAAAAAGAAAAAAAGAAAAAAAUGAGACUGAGUGUGAAAUGAUAUAUGAGUUCUUGAUGAGGAGAAUCAUGUUUCUUUGCUUUGAAUAUGAAGUGUCUUUGGAUGUACAACUUAUAGAGAAUAUUGUAUGCUAUAGGGGAGCAAUACAGCGCGGCGAAAAUACGCCAUUAAACUUUCACUGAAGCACUUUGUCAAGA